CUGGCAGAUUUCUACUAUUUGUAUACGAUUUUGUUACUUUAAUUUUUUCUAUCCUUACAGCUAUAUUUUACUUGUUGUUUUGGAUAAAAAAACAUGGACAAAAUUACGAUAAAACAAGAGUUGAGAGCAGUGCUGAUUGGAAAGCAUCACUCUGGGAAAACCUCGGUGAUCAACACUAUACUGGAAACCAGAACAGAAGCUGAAGGAGAUGAGGAUUUGAAGAGAGAGGGGUUUAUUGAUGGAAGGAGAGUCAGUCUUGUUGAAACUCCUGGCUGGUGGAAAACCUUCAAUCUGAGUGAUUUAUCUAACAUCUCUAAACUGCAGCUGGUUCGCAGGAUUUCUCUGAUUUCACCUGGACCUCAUGCGGUUCUGAUCGUGAUUCAGGCUGAUUCUGCAUUUACUGACACCGAUGGGAGGUUUUUGGAGGAUUAUGUGCAGCUGCUGGGUCCCAAUGUCUGGACUCACACCCUCGUCAUCUUCACAAGAGGAGAUUUAAUUAAACCAGAAAACGUAGAGCAGAAUAUUCAGAAGGACGGGUCGGCACUCAAGCGGCUUAUUGAAAAAUGUGAAAAUAAAUAUCAUGUUUUUAAUAAUUCAAUCCAUCACGACCGAACCCAAGUCAAAGAGCUGUUCAAUAAAAUAGAAGGAAUUGUUCGGAAGAAUAACGGCAAGCAUUUUGACAUUGAUCUGAAGAAAGUAAAGGAAGUCAACGAGCAGUGGGAGGAAAUUCAGACCAGAGCCAAUUCUAGAAAAUCCAGAGUACAGGAGAAACGGUCAAAAGUUCAAGAAAAAGCAUCUGUGCGUCGUCUUGAGGAGAUCAGAGUUGUUUUGCUGGGAUGGGUUCUUUGUGGAAAGAGUUCAGCUGGAAACACCAUCUUGAACCAAGAUGAAUUUGCGAUAGGAGGAAAAACCGGAGAAUGUACAAGAAAGUUUGGAGAUGUAGACGGAAGGAAGAUUACUGUUUUGGACACUCCAGGCUGGUGGAAGUACUUCGCAUCUGAAUUCAACCCAGAUUUCAUUAGAUCUGCGAUCUUAGAAAGCGUUUCAGAGUUUAAGAAGUUCCCUCAUGUCAUACUGCUCGUGAUUCCAGCAGAUACAGCAUUUCAGGCAGAACAAAAGAGGAUCACUGAACAAAAUAUAUCUAUCCUGGGAGACGACAUCUGGAGACACACAAUAGUUUUAUUCACGUGGGGCGACAGAUUCAAAAACAUCUCAAUCGAGCAGCACAUUGAGAGUGAAGGUGAAGCUCUUCAGUGGCUGAUUGAGAAAUGCAGAAACAGAUAUCACCUCUUUGACAACACAGACAAGAACAAUCGAGAUCAAGUCACAGAGCUGCUCCAGAAGAUUGAUGAGAUGGCGGCAGAAAACAGUCUAUUCCAUCUCAACACACAGAAAAACUGAUUCAGAAACAAGCCAUCAGAGAAAUGACACAG
Molecule: messenger RNA, 1433 nt
Organism: Carassius carassius (crucian carp)
Lineage: Eukaryota; Metazoa; Chordata; Actinopteri; Cypriniformes; Cyprinidae
Product: GTPase IMAP family member 4-like
Exons: 3
Coding region: 94-1401 (435 amino acids)
Molecular function (GO): GTP binding
Source: RefSeq, a predicted model, not a curated record